This is a messenger RNA of Panonychus citri (citrus red mite), 5662 nucleotides long. RefSeq names its product DNA-directed RNA polymerase I subunit RPA1-like (gene RpI1). The record is from RefSeq and is a predicted model, not a curated record. The transcript has 4 exons. Gene Ontology annotation, cellular component: RNA polymerase I complex. Bases 80 to 5476 code for a protein of 1798 amino acids. Gene Ontology annotation, biological process: DNA-templated transcription. Gene Ontology annotation, molecular function: DNA-directed RNA polymerase activity; DNA binding. NCBI's taxonomy places the organism in Eukaryota, Metazoa, Arthropoda, Arachnida, Trombidiformes, Tetranychidae.
CAUUUGAACCAUGUGUUGGUUAACAGAAUCGUAACAAUUUAUUUUCUUUUUCUAAUUUGUAUUAUAAUUAAAUUUAAUCAUGAAUUUAUCAUUGUUAUCACAAUUUUCUCUUUCAAAUGUAUACUUUAAACCUUAUUCUAGACAAGAGUUGAAAAAGUCCAGUGUUCUUGAGAUAACAAACCCAAAAUCUUUCGAUGCUCUUGGUCACCCAAUGAAAGGAGGUCUUCAUGAUCCUUUAUUAGGUCCUAGUCGUAAGGAUGAUAUUUGUGCUACGUGUAAUCUUGGUGAUCGUGGGCGAGAUGAAUGUCCUGGUCAUUUUGGACAUAUUACUCUUCCUUUGCCGGUUUAUAAUCCGGUUUUUCUACGUCAAAUGUUUCAGUUAUUAUCCAUGUGUUGUUUCAAUUGUCAUCAUCUGCUGUUCCAUCAAACACAAUUACAAAUUGUUCUCGCUCAAUUUAGAGCACUUGACUUGGGAUUUGAUUACUUGGUAGAUGAAAUUCCUUGUGUUGCUUCUGAUUUAAUGUCAGGAACAAAGGCUGAUGAUUCACCUGAAUUUGUUAACUAUCUUAAAAUCAAAUUAGAUGAGUGUAUAGAUUCUGCAGUUAAAACUGCUGGAAAUGUUUCUCUAGAUGAAAACAGUCAAGUACGAAAUGUGAUCGAUCGGAAACAGCGUUUAAUGAAAGCUUUUCUCAUAGGAAAAGCAGUGAAAAUACUAAAAACAUGUCCAAAUAGAGAUUGUGGAACCAAAAAAUUCAACAUGUCACUCAUAAAUAACUCUAUGGUUUUAAUGCAAGCAACUAAAUCUAAAUCUUUGAGCUUUGGAGGUGCAUUGUCAUCAAAAAUGGGAGAAAAUGUUGAAUCGGAAGAUGUCCUUAAAAGCAGAAUUCAAGAGGCUGAUCUAAGUCUUUCUGGUAAAUCAUUUUUAACUCCGUUAACCGCUCGAGAUCAUUUAAGGCAAUUGUAUAAAAAUGAAUCGAAAACCCUAAAAUUUAUCCUGAAAAUUUUGAUGAUGGAUAAUCGAUUUACAGAAGAUGAAACUGCAAAAGAUUAUGAAAGUCCUAUUGAUAUUUUCUUCAUGGACACAAUUCCAGUUACUCCACCACGUUUUCGUCCUUUACAUUUUAUGAGUGGAAAAUGUUACGAAGAUGAAACAACGGCCAAUUUAAACUCGAUUCUUUUAUUGAAUGCUGGUUUAGCUCAUCAGUUAAAUGAGAUGAGAAAAAAUCCUGAAGGAACUACUGCUGCUGAGAAAACUGCCGAGUUAAAGAGUCUCAAUUUAGCCUGGAAUCGUCUACAAAUUCAAUGUAAUCGAAUCUAUGACAGUGAAAUGGAUAAAUUACCCGAUAAAAAAGGUCAAGGUGUCCGUCAAGUUUUAGAGAAAAAAGAAGGUCUAUUCAGAAAGAACAUGAUGGGUAAAAGAGUUAAUUAUGCUGCUCGAUCCGUUAUCUCUCCAGAUCCUUACAUAUCGGUAGAAGAAAUUGGAAUACCAGAAAUUUUCGCAACUCGAUUAUCUUAUCCGCAACCAGUGACACCAUGGAAUGUUGAAGAAUUGAAAAAGGCCGUUUUAAAUGGUCCCGAAGUUCAUCCUGGUGCUUUAUCGGUUAGCUUUGAGAGUGGAGAUGUUAUGAGAUUAAAAGCCAAUGAUGUCGAGCAAAGAGUUCGAAUCGCCAAUUUACUUGGCCAAACAAAACCUGGAUCAAGAAUCGUUAAUCGUCAUCUCAUCUCUGGUGAUGUUUUACUCCUUAAUCGACAGCCAACCCUUCACAAGCCCAGUAUCAUGGCCCACAAAGCUCGUGUUUUAAAACGUGAGAAAACACUUAGAUUACAUUAUUCUAACUGUAAAUGUUACAAUGCUGAUUUCGAUGGUGACGAGAUGAAUGCUCAUUUUCCCCAAAGUGAACUUGCCCGUGCCGAAGCUUAUAACAUUGUCAGUGUUAAUAAACAAUAUCUUGUACCCAAAGAUGGUUCCCCCUUAGGAGGUCUUAUUCAAGAUCACAUUGUCUCCGCUACUCUACUCACAAUGAAAGGAAAUUUUUAUAAUCGUGAAGAUUACCAGCAACUUGUUUACUCUGCUUUAUUUUGUCACAAUGGUCCAGUUAAAUUAGUUAGGCCAACAAUCUGGAAACCUAAACCAUUGUGGUCAGGUAAACAAAUACUGACCACUCUAAUUUUAAAUUUGGUUCCAUCCGAUUCAGAGCCUCCCACACUUUACAUACCAGCAAAGGUCAACAGUAAAACCUUGACCAGUGAUAGGCCAGUUUCUAUUACACAAACAUCUUUCUACUCACCUGAAGUACUAAAUGAUGCUGAUGUUGUAAUUAGACAAGGUGAAGUGUUAAAAGGAAUCAUAGAUAAGGCCAACAUUGGACCAACACCUUACGGAUUAAUUCAUUGUUGUUAUGAGCUUUAUGGAGGUAAAGUUUCAAAUGCUUUACUUACAGCUAUCGCUCGGUUGUGUACAGUUUUUUUACAAAUACACGGAGGUGUCACAUUGGGAAUAGAGGAUAUUCUGGUCAAUCCAGUGGCAGACUCAGUUCGUGCCGGAAUUAUUGCCGAAUCAACAACCGUCGGUGAUGAAGCUGCUUGCCAAGCCGUUAAUUUGCCUGUUGGUUGUGAAAAAUCAAUUCUAACGGAAAAGCUUCGUGAAUGGCACGCAUCUCAAGAUCCCGUUUUAAUGAAAACCCUUGAUAGCUGUAUGAAGGGUAAAACUGAUGCAGUUAACAAUGGUAUUACCGCAGCAUGUUUACCCGCUGGAUUGAUUAAAAAAUUUCCCCAUAACAAUUUACAAUUAAUGAUUCAAUCAGGAGCUAAAGGAGGUACAGUUAAUGCUUUACAAAUCUCUUGUCUUUUAGGACAAAUUGAACUUGAAGGUAAACGUGUUCCUCUUAUGAUGAGUGGUCGAACUCAUCCAAGCUUUUUACCUUACGACACUUGUCCUAAAGCUGGUGGAUUUGUGACCGGACGUUUCUUGACGGGUAUUCGACCGCAAGAAUUUUUCUUCCAUUGUAUGGCAGGUCGUGAAGGUCUCAUUGAUACUGCUGUUAAAACAUCACGUUCAGGUUAUUUGCAGCGAUGUUUAAUCAAACAUUUGGAAGGAUUAACGGUUAAUUAUGAUUCAACUGUUCGAGACACUGAUGGAAGUCUUGUUCAGUUACAAUAUGGUGAAGACGGAAUUGAUAUUCUUAAAAGUCAACUUUUAAGGCCAAAAGCUAUGCCUUUGCUCAUUCACAAUCGAAAAAUUCUUAUGCCUGGAGAAAUAGAGUUAAACACAGUUUCAAUGUCAGAAUCAACGGAAGAGAAAGUUGAAGAUUUAAAGAGAGACAUCGAAGAUUGGGAAAAAUUGAAUGGUAAAGAUCGUCUACUUCGUCGUAUUGGUUCAGGAUUCCAAGAAUAUUUUGACCUUAAACUAAAAAAUCAUUUCGAAACUACAAAAUCUACCGAGUUAAGUCAAGAAGUUUACUCGACGAUUGUUGAUUCCUGGUUCGAAUUAAGUAAAGAAGAUAAACGCCGAUUGAAUUUCUAUUUCCUUCCCUGUCCUGGUCCAUUAUCUUUUGAAUUCAGGCCAAAUUGUCAUUUUGGUAUUUUACCAGAAAGCGUCGAAUCUCAAAUAGAAAAAUAUCUUAAAGAAUCUAAAGAUGGUUUAGUUUAUAAAGAUGACGACGAUCACAUUGGCGAUGAACGAUGGAAAGGUAAAGGCCUUUUAAGUGCGAAUGAUCUUAGGAAAUUAGUUAGCGCUCGAUUUAUAAAAUCGUUGGCUGAUCCCGGAGAAUCAGUUGGACUAUUAGCCGCUCAAUCAAUUGGUGAACCUUCAACUCAAAUGACAUUGAACACUUUCCACUUUGCUGGUAGAGGUGAUAUGAAUGUAACUUUAGGAAUACCUCGACUUCGUGAGAUUUUAAUGACCGCAUCUCCUACCAUUGCAACCCCGAAUAUGGAUCUACCUUUGGCAGCCGAUUUCAAUGAAGAUGAUAUCAAUAGAAUCAGGAAAUAUCUCAGUGCCGUUAAAUUGAGCGAUGUUUUGGAAACCAUUGAUGUCAAAGAAUCCCUAUCAAUUAACGAUAAAGGAUGUUAUCGAUAUUAUGAUAUCGAAUUCAAGUUAUUACCCCGCUCAUGUUACAAAGAUCAAUUUAAUGUAAAACCUAGAGGUAUAAUCGGAUACAUCGAAUCAAAGUUCAUUGGCAAAUUGAUUCAAGCAAUCAAGAAAACGAUAACUAUACAAAAGAAAUACAAUUCACUUUAUGAUCAUUCAAUGCAUCAUCGAGAAAGUAAAAUAACCGAUGAAGGAGGAGAUGAAUUCGCAGCUCCAGUUCGUGUAAAUAAUCUUGAUGAGGCGAGUUCUGAUGAGGAAGAAAAUGCCGUUGAAGAAGAUACUCAUGCAGUGAAGACUAAAGCCAAUAGGAAUCAAGAACUUGACUAUGAAGAACCCGAAGAGGAAGAGAUUGAGGCAAACAAAGAGCCCGAUGAAGAUCAAGGUGAAACUACCGUUUUAGAUGCUGAAGAAGAUGAAAAAGACGCUGAAAAGGUGAAAGGUGAUGAAGAAGAGGAAGUGGGCGAAACAAAACAACAAGAAACUAGAGCAUUGGAAGCACAUAGAAAGUCAAUGAAGUUAAAAGCGGAGAAACAAAAUCGAGAAAUGCUCGUUAAAGAGCAAAGUCCUUUAAUCCAUAAAUAUGAUUAUGAUAUUCAUGAUCUUUCAUGGUGUCGAGUUGUUUUCAAAUAUUCACUGGAUUAUGAUAAAGUAGAUAUCGCAUCUGUCAUUGAAUCGGAAGCUCGUAACGCUUAUCUAUAUAAAGUUGGAACAAUUCAAAAAGCAUUUGUUGUCGAUGAUCGAAACGCUUCAAAACGAGGUUUCACUCACGGGAAGAUGAUAAAAACGGAAGGAGUUUGUUUCUUAGAUCUUGUUAAUAUGCAUAAAUAUUUCGAUCUCAAUCGAGUUUACAGUAACGAUAUUCACGCCAUUGCAAAUACUUAUGGUAUUGAAGCUGCUCGAAAAGCAAUAACAACCGAAAUUGCAAACGUUUUCUCAGUCUAUGGUAUCGAAGUUGAUCCAAGGCAUCUUUCAUUAAUUGCCGAUUAUAUGACAUUCGAUGGAAGCAUUAAAGGAAUGAAUCGACAUUCAAUGGCUGGAAGUAGUUCCCCGUUACAACAAAUGACCUUCGAAACAACUUCAGUGUUUUUGAAAAGUGCACUUAUGUUGGGUUUCAAUGAUGAUCUUAGAUCACCUUCUGCCAGAAUAUUUGCUGGCCGUCCGCCGAUAGUUGGAACAGGAAUUUUGGGCUGUAUUCAAGACGGAACUGUAACAUAUGAACAAUCGUUAAACAGAAGAUUUAAACCAAAUAGAAUAAGAAAGAAGCCCUUUACACCAGAACAAAGGGAAAAAUAUCGCAUGCAAAAAUUUGGUAAUCGUAAAAGAAAGUUCCAAGUUGAAGUGGAAACUGAACCAUUACCUUUAAAUAAGAGAAUCAAAUUUGAUUAAAUAUGUACAGUUAAUUUAAUAAUGUUAUUAUUAUACCUCAGCUUUCAGAAAUGAAAGAAAAGUUAAGCCUUUUGAAAAUACUGAUGGAAUCAAGAGAAAAGGCAAAGCUGAAUCAAAAAGGCCUCUGGGAAUAUGUUUUGUUAUAUUUUUCAUUGAAUAAAUUGUUUAUUCAGAGAUAAAUAUAAA